AUGGGUGGAUCUCUCCGAAUGCCGCCCGAGCCUUACUACUCUCCACAAUAUAAUCAUCUGGGUAAUACGAUUAUUAUACAUCCAGAUAUUCUCCGACGUCUUCAGAAUCGUUACAACGACACUCCUACGACAGAAACCGACUAUAAGAAUAGGUUUUUUUCCGGCAAUCUGAACGCCAACUCCAUCGAAUGGGAGCAUGAAACAGGUGUGUUACGUGUAGUAUUCAUUUGUAUUUGUACAAAUGGUAAUAUGAGUGCAAAAGAAAUAUCUGCGAUACGCAAUGAUUAUAAUAUUAUAUUUGGACAUGAUGAAAAUCAGUUCGAUUUGAUAUAUAGUUUCUGGAAGGAUGUCCGCUCCGAGUUUAUGUCGGGCAAUCAUGCUACAGGCUCACAUAACGAUUUAGAAAUCGGACACAAAGUUGAGUUGAAAUUCGAUGAUGCAAAUUUUUUAUUUUAUGCGAAUCCGAAGCAUGGCCAACUACGAGACUCACCCGAACGUUGUUUGUGUGAAUUCAUUCACCAAAAGUGUGGAUCCAAGCGUACAAUUUAUGCUUUCGUAGAUACUAUUGACACCAAAAGGAUAGUAGAACUUUUGGAACAAAGAAUAAACUCUAGCGAUAGCGAACAAUACAACAAGAUGACUUUAUUCAUAUAUACAAAUACAAACAUAUAUGAAUAUGUAUCGCAUGGAAUUAACAAAGAAUUUAGGUUAAUAAUAAAUCCCCAUUCGUCGAAGCGGAACAAAGACAAACAAUGCUUCUUGUACACGUUAUGCUCAUCUGCCAGUGCUGCAACAGCUGCUCUUCAUUUGAUUGCCGAAAUAAUUUCUGGCAAACAAUCUAGCCAUGAGUCUAAAUUUUCGCCUGGUCAAGCACAUCCUACUGAAUCGAUGGUGUUGGAAUCUCCAAUACCUGUCAGCUGUGAUGUCACUGAUGAUGCAUCGGAAGAAAAGAAAAAUUAA
Messenger RNA from Adineta ricciae, 960 nucleotides. The record is from the annotation of a GenBank genome assembly. NCBI's taxonomy places the organism in Eukaryota, Metazoa, Rotifera, Eurotatoria, Adinetida, Adinetidae.